Harpegnathos saltator (Jerdon's jumping ant) is the source of this 3205-nucleotide messenger RNA. RefSeq lists its product as uncharacterized. The transcript is spliced from 9 exons. The record is from RefSeq and is a predicted model, not a curated record. NCBI's taxonomy places the organism in Eukaryota, Metazoa, Arthropoda, Insecta, Hymenoptera, Formicidae. Bases 580 to 2859 code for a protein of 759 amino acids.
UCCACGACAGAUGGCACUGUCAAGAAAAACCGUUGGCUCUUUCAUUUGAUUUUAACUGCAAUAUGGACGAGGUACGUGUCGUUAGAAUUAACAACUUGCUGCGGAUACCGAGAUGCUACCACGAUGGCCCAAGUAAAAUUCGCACAGGAAAACUGUGAAGAGGAAGCAGAGAAAUCAGCAAGUGAUGCCAUUCAGAGAUAAUGGUGUUAAUCACUCGUAAAUUCGCCCAACUCACACCGAGCAGCCUCGGCGUUCGCCCCUUAGCCGACUAUCCUAUUUACCACCCUGCCGACCGGAGGCGGUGAGUGCAGCAACCUCGCAGCUGCGCAGGUGUAUCGCACCCGGCACCUGCCUUCUUAUCAACAUCUCCGAAAAGUUCUCCAGUCACGCCAAAGGGAAGGUCCGGCUCGGCUACCAUCCUCUGUAUUCUCGUCUGACCUCACCCUACUCUCGUUCCUGGCGCAACUUUGCCGUCCGGAGAGACGAAUUUCCUGCGCUCUCUUGUUACUGUUGCACCUUCUCGCACCACCUGCAUCCAUCGGCAGGCGAGCUACCGCCGUUGUUGGGCAGGACGAUGCGAUGGGCGAGGGCAGAAGCGACCGUUCCGGCAAAAGGCAAAGGUCCUCCUCCACCCGCGGCAUCGGCGAGUCUUCCUCGGAUUCCGAGAUAGCGCGCGGCAAAGGAGGCAAGGGUAAAGCACGCAAGAGCAAGGUCAAGGAAAGAUGGCCGUUCCUCGAAGGGCUGACAGUCGACGAAUUGGCUCGAUACCGACGAAGACGCGUACACGACCGGCCGAAGGACAAUCUCCAACCUUAUCCAGAACUGUCACCGGUGGUUAUCCAGGACCCCGCGUCUGAGUAUCAGCGCGCAUUCGGUAUGACCGUCGAGGAACCGUCUAAGGAAAAUGUCUGGCCAAUAAAAGGUAACGAAUCUGAGGAUUAUCCGCGUGUAGAAAGGACCAUCGAGGAUGCGCGAUCUUCACGUCGCAUGGCUCUCAGCGAACGCGAAGCGAUCGAGGAUCGAUCUGUUGCAAAGAGGACUGCUCCCCCUCAUGAUCACGAAACGAUGGAUGCCUCGAAAUUUGAGACUUCGAUCAAACGUUCGUCUCCUAUUAGGAGGGGCACCAGCUUGAAAUGCGGCGGUGAUUUCUACACGGAUACGGAAACAUACACGGCGUACGUACCUUAUGAAGGUCAGCACCGAGCCGAGCUCGCGCGCCGACCCACGUCCUUAAGGAUGGAGGGUGAGCUGGAUACCAUGACGGAGAAGUGCGAGAAGUUCAUCGAGUGGCUAAACGUCAGUCGACCGGAGCUCAUGCGUAUACCCACCCACCUGAAGAUGGAGGGCGAACUGGAAACAUCGACGGAGAAUCACGAUAAAUACGUCCCGUUCGUAGGCGCGCGAAGACCUGAACUGCUGAGACGAAGUACGAAUCUAAAGCUCGAGGGAGAUACGUACUUUCUGCCGGAAUAUACGGACGUGUUCAGGGACUACAGCAUCAAAGAUAGACUGCAGCCCAAAAAGCCUCAGACGCACUUAAAAGCCAGUGGAGAUUUUUUCCAAGACACGGAAAACACGGAGAAUUUCGUCCACCCUCGUGUUAAGCAGGCACAGCAGCAGGCUAAACUAGUUAGAGAUGAUGACAAUGAUGAGGAAGACAACAGACGGAUGAGAUCUCUCGAGCGGAAGGAGGACCGAAAGAAGGACGAAGAGAUGAGAAUGUUAGUGUCGAAGUUGGAAGAUCUCAAUGGCCGACCGCUUGAUAUCCCGGAAUAUCGAGACGCUUAUAAGGACUUCCCACGCGAACGGCCGAAGAUCUCGAAACCGGACGACGAGAUAGGUCGUGCCGACGGCUCAAAAGUAUCCUCGCCGUCACGCUCUAAGUUUUCCACGAAGAUAGAUCAAGACCCGGAAUACAAAUCCAAGUAUCUAGAAUAUCCGCGGGAUCGUCCCAUAUAUCGGAAACCGCCAACGAUGCUGCGACCGACGAUGGCAACCUCUCCUACGCGUGGUAGCGCUUGUUUCUUUAACAGGAUCCAGCCGAUUCACCAGGAGUGCCGCGCAUUCGAAUACGAACCCAUUAGCGAAGUGAGGUCGCAGUAUGUUCCAUAUGGACACGUGCCACGGGUCGAGACAUUGAAGAUGCCGGCGAAUUUACGGCCGGAAGGUAACAUCGACCUUCAGCCAGAAUACAGAAAUGCCUAUUGCGCGCGAUAUGAUCGUCAAGAUGGCGGCUUAGAAUCCCGAGCAUAUGGCAGAGCUGAUCGUAGUCCAAACGCCUCAAGAAGAGGUGAGAAUUAUUGGUUGAAUGACAACAAUAACAACGAUUAUCAGUGCGACAGGACGCCUCAGGAUCAAGACGCGUUUCGAGUGUUGAACACUCGGAUUCUCGAGGACAACGUCAUUGGGAAGCCACCGCCCGCCAGUAGAAGAAGUUCCAAGCUCUCCCAGGCUACGGCGCCAAGACUAGCGCAGCCGACAGAGCUGACGGAUCGCGCGGUUACGAGAAUGCGAUCUCCUAGUCCAACGUAUCGACUUCACGUGUGCGACGUGGACAACGAACCACGAGGCUUCGGUCAGUCAGCCAGACAGUCUUCCGAAAGGAUACGUAGCCCCUCGGCCGACCGUAUAAGUCGCAAUGACGUUACCAGGCCAUAUUCACCUAGUUUCGGUAGAACAGACAUCAAUAGGCAGGAUCGUCGCGUCGACGAUCAACCAUUCGUCGUUUUGGAUCAAGCCUUGAAAACCACCUCGGCUAGGAGACGGAAUGUCGAUGUCGCAGUACCGAUCUCCCGAAGCAGGCCUAGAACACCGACCAGGUGGAUGCCACCGUGGUACGACAAUACGAAUACGAUUUAGAGUGCAAGAAUUCGUCGAAGAAGUAUGGUCGAACUGCCUGAAAUUUUAAAAGCCAUAAUCCUACAUUCGACAGCGUUAAUGAACGACUAACAAAUGAUUUUUGCGUUAGACGUCUUAACAUCUAACUGACUCUUAGUACCUAAACGUAGACGUCAAGCAAAUGCCAGAAAGUAUAUGUGCGAAAAAUUCUCUCGUGUCAACUUUCGUAGGCGAAAAAUAGAAUUAAUAAUAAAUAAACACUGCCUAUGUAACUACGUAUGUAUUACUGAGAGAUCAACUGGGAGAUGUUUGAAUAUACGUUCUACUAUAUAGUGUAAGAAUAUUGGAGGUCAGUAUGUUAUAUAUA